Engraulis encrasicolus (European anchovy) is the source of this 2429-nucleotide messenger RNA. It is a transcript of the gene barx2, whose product is annotated as BARX homeobox 2. The record is from RefSeq and is a predicted model, not a curated record. NCBI's taxonomy places the organism in Eukaryota, Metazoa, Chordata, Actinopteri, Clupeiformes, Engraulidae. The transcript has 4 exons. Gene Ontology annotation, biological process: regulation of DNA-templated transcription. The coding region runs from base 201 to 1178 and encodes 325 amino acids. Gene Ontology annotation, molecular function: DNA binding; DNA-binding transcription factor activity, RNA polymerase II-specific.
UGUAGCUCAGUGCUCUCGUAGACACUGACAGAGACAGUUGACACAGAAGACCGAGGACCGUGUGCUGAAUGCUCUGGUGACAUGCAACAUUACAACAACAACGCACUCUGAAGUCUUUCUUUCAUUUCAUAGCAGUAGAGCGCUUGCUGUUUUUGACUUUGUAUAACUUUUGCGCACUGACGCGCAUCUAGCGAGCGAACAUGCACUGCCAAGCCGAGCUCAGACUCGCAUCGCCGGGCCAACUGAAAGCAGCCAGGCGGCGCUACAAGACGUUCAUGAUCGACGAAAUUCUCUCCAAGGAAACUUGUGAUUACUUCGAAAAGCUGUCGCUUUACUCUGUCUGCCCGUCCCUCGUCGUUCGUCCCAAACCUCUUCACUCAUGUUCGGGGUCCUCCUCCAUGCGUGCGUACCCCCUCCUCUCCGUCAUCACCCGGCAGCCGCCCAGCAUCCCGCCUCACCUGUCCCCUCCAUCGCCGUCCGGCCCACCUCAGGUGGCCCACCUACCGCUGCUCUCCCCGCACCACCACCAGCCCCGCCCCCACCUGGCUGAGCCCGCCCCCAGCGAGACGCCCGUCAGCAUCAGCAGCGAAUCGGACUCGGAGCACGGCGGCGGCGGCGGCGGCGGGCGGCUGAAGAAGCCUCGCCGGAGCCGCACCAUCUUCACGGAGCUGCAGCUCAUGGGGCUGGAGAAGAAGUUCCAGAAGCAGAAGUACCUGUCCACACCUGACAGGUUGGACCUGGCCCAGUCUCUGGGUCUUACUCAGCUGCAGGUCAAGACCUGGUACCAGAACAGACGCAUGAAGUGGAAGAAGAUGGUGUUGAAGGGAGGACACGAGGCGCCCACCAAACCCAAGGGUCGCCCCAAGAAAAACUCCAUCCCCACCACAGAGGAGAUCGAGGCACAGGAGAGAAUGGCGGCCAUGCUGGCCGAGGAGGAACGUUUGAGGCAGGCCCAAACAGGGGCCCAGGCACAGGCACAGGCACAAGCCCAGACCCAGGGACAGGGACACCCCUACCAGUCCCAGCCCCAGGACCUGAGCACAGGUGCCGGGUCACCAGAGCCACACAGCCCCCUGUGCCCAGCCCAGAUGUCCUCCCCAGCCUCCAGAGAUCAUCAACAGCAACAGCAGCUGAUGAUGCAUCCACUACCGUCCCCACAGACGCACACGGCCACCUAAUGUUGCCUCUUCUCUUCUCUUCUCUUCUCUCCCCUUCUCUUCUUGCCAAAGCCAUCCCCAGCAGCUAAGGACUGGGCCCAAAAUUGCUUUGCAUUACGAUGCACUUAGUGCCUCACGAUCCCUCCAAACCCCUUCGAGAGCUAUGAUCAUUAAAGUCAAUCCAAAGUCAAAAGUCUCUUGAAUUGCGUUCAGUGUGGGACUUACCUCUUUGAAAAAGUGAUCAGAACUCAUAUUAUUGUGUUUCACAGCUACAAUAGAAACAAAAUAAGGUGUUUUGUCUUGUUUUUUUUGGGGGGGGGGAUCCUGAUCUCAGUUGCCUUGUCCUGUUACUAUAUCAGUGUUCGCGAUACAAUUCGAGCUGCCAGACAUGCACGCACACACUUGCAAGCCGUAGCUGUCAAUCAGCUAUAAUGGACUUCGACUCACCUGCAAGGAAACUCUCGAACGAAUCGUUCAGACACACAACACGCCCUGAUGAGAUCAUGCUCUGACUGUUGUUUGUUUUUAAACACUAAGCUAUUUUUGUUUAUUAGCGGGCCAUUAUUUAUGUGUAAAAGCACUGAGAUUGUAUUCAGCCGUAAAGGUUCUAGCCACAUUGUGCCAAGAUACAGACAUACGGAGCAUUCAAUUUGUUCCGUGGGAUUGUAUGUAUGUAGUGCCUUUUUUGCCAAUUUUAAAUCACACAGAUAUUCUCUCGUUUCUUAUGACACAAGGGAGUCAGUUUAAAGUAUUAGUAAACAAGUGUAUAUUUUACAGUAUUGUAUUUUUCUAUCACAGUAAAUAUUGGUUUUGCUUGGGUGUCUUUUUCUCUCAUCUCCCCCACCCCAUCCCCGAUGGCUUUGUGAGAGAGUGAUACAGCUAUUUUAACCAAAGUUAUAAAGUGUUUUCUCAAACAGAGUUAUCUCGACUCAUCCUCAAUAGCAGUCUUUUUUUUCUUGAUACAUGUGUCCUCUGCACUUGUUCUAGAUGUAUAUUCAAAGAUGAGACUGUGGUACAAUGGGAAUUGUAUCAAAGUUAUAUUAAAUGAAGCGGGGGAAUAUCCUUAUGUAAAGUAGGCCUAUUCUAUUUUGUAUCUACUGUACAUGAAUAGAAUGUAUAAGUGAGCUUGGGUUUCAUUUUUUUCAUUUUUUUUCUUCCACCCUCUUUGUAUUUCAUAAUCUCUGUCUCUCUUACCUAUUCUUUCUCUAUUUCUCUAUUCACUCGAUUUCUUUUACUUGCUCUCUUUUACUUCCACCCUCACCACUCUCUCUC